Molecule: messenger RNA, 1128 nt
Organism: Adineta ricciae
Lineage: Eukaryota; Metazoa; Rotifera; Eurotatoria; Adinetida; Adinetidae
Source: the annotation of a GenBank genome assembly
AUGAUUUCAUUUUCAAGAAAUAUGCAUUCCCAAUUGGUUAUUGUUCUUCUCGUUGGUCUUGCUGCAUCGUCAUAUGCUCUUGAUCUUUCCCACGCUGACAAACGUUCACCUAUUGAUGAACCACGUCUCUUUAGCUUUCUUACCGACUUCUACGCCACAGUUGUUUAUCCACCACUCAACCACGUCGUCACUAACUUAGCUCUUUUGGGUGCUCAAGUUUUAGCCGGUAUCUCUGAAAACGGUAUUCCAGCUCCUGGUGGUCGCACAUUACACCUAUCUGACGCUCAACUUCGUGGUUUCUUUGAUGACUUAUGGAACAAUGCUCUCCGACCACAACUCGAAAGCACCCUUUCAAGCGUUUCACUUAUGGCUGCUCAAGUUCUCGCUGGUUUAGGAACCAAUGGUGUCAAUCUCGGUAAACGCGAUUUAACUGAAGCUGAAAUGCGCGGUUUCCUCGAUUCCCUCACUGAUGCUUUCAGCAAUGUUUUCACCAACGUCCUCCAAAAACCAUUAGAAAACGCUCUUUCAAGUGGUGCCUUAAUGUUAGCUCAAGUUCUCGCUGGUAUGGGUACCAAUGGUGUCAAUCUCGGCAAACGCGAUUUAACUGAAGCUGAAAUGCGCGGUUUCCUCGAUUCCCUCACUGAUGCUUUCAGCAAUGUUUUCACCAACGUCCUCCAAAAACCAUUAGAAAACGCUCUUUCAAGCGGUGCUUUAAUGUUAGCUCAAGUUCUCGCUGGUAUGGGUACCAAUGGUGUCAGCCUUGGCAAACGCGAUUUAAGCGAACUCGCUGGUCGUGCUGAUGAACUCCGUGGCUUCUUCGACAGUUUAGGUCAAGGUCUCUUGAACGGUUUACAAUCAGUUUGGACAAAUGUUCUUCAAAAUCCCCUUGAACAAGCUCUUCAAAGUAGCGCUCUCAUGGCUGCUCAAGUUCUCGCUGGUUUAGGUACCAAUGGUGUCAACCUUGGCAAACGUGAAGCUCGCGGUGUCUUCAGUGAUCUUUUUGCUCAUGCUACCAACCUCGUUCAAACUCAAGUUAAACCAAUUGUUGAAAAUGCUCUUAGCAACACUGCUAUCCAUCUUGCCGGUGUUUUAGCUAACUUCUCGCAAAACGGAAUCGGUCGUCGUUAA